AUGGCAGAGAAGACCAAGAAGAAGACAAUAGUCUUUUUCCACCCCGAUCUUGGCAUCGGUGGUGCUGAGCGGCUGGUGGUGGAUGCAGCGGUUGGCCUGCAAAACCGUGGCCACAAGGUCGUCAUCUUCACAAGUCACUGUGACCCCAAGCAUUGCUUUGAUGAAGCGCGCGAUGGUACCCUCGAUGUUCGUGUCCGAGGCAACACCAUCAUCCCGCCCUCCAUACUCUCCCGCUUCUCGAUUCUCUGCGCCAUUCUGCGCCAGCUCCACCUCAUUCUUCAGAUCUACGUGACGUCGGAGCUCUCCUACCUCCAGCCCGACGCCUUCUUCAUCGACCAGCUCAGUGCCGGGCUUCCCCUCCUUCAAUACCUACAGCCUAAGACUCCGAUCCUCUUCUACUGCCACUUCCCCGACCUGCUCCUCGUGCAGGGCCGCAAGAAGUGGUGGAAGCGCCUGUACCGCCUGCCGUUUGAUACUCUGGAGCAAUGGAGCAUGGGCUUCGCCGACGCGGUGGCUGUGAACUCGAAAUUUACAAAGGGCGUGGUGUCGCGGACGUGGCCGACGCUGGCAAGGAAGAAGGAUCUAAAAGUGGUAUACCCUUGCAUCGACACGAAGCCGAAGAAGGACGCCGCGGUGGAGGAUGACGAUGGUACACCGGUCUGGAAGGACAAGAAUAUCAUUCUGAGCAUCAACCGGUUCGAGCGCAAGAAGGACGUCGCGCUGGCGAUCAAGGCGUUUGCGGGACUGCCCAAGGACAGGCGGAAGGGCGUGCGGCUCGUCGUGGCUGGCGGCUACGACAACCGCGUCGCCGAGAACGUAGGCUACCACAGCGAGCUCGUGCAGCUCGCCGACGCCCUCGGGCUCCGCAGCGCGACGACCAAGACGCUCGUCGCGGCGCUCCGCGUGCCCGCCGACACCGAGGUGCUCUUCCUCCUCUCGGUGCCCAGCACGCUCAAGAACGCCCUGCUGCGCUCCGCCCGCCUGCUCGUCUACACGCCCGCCAACGAGCACUUUGGCAUCGUGCCCCUCGAGGCCAUGCUCGCCGGCCUGCCCGUGCUGGCCGCCGACACGGGCGGCCCCACCGAGACCGUCGUCGACGGCGCCACCGGCUGGCUGCGCGCCCCGGCCGACGUGCCCGCCUGGACCGCCGUCAUGGACGCCGUGCUCAACCGCCUGCCGCCCGCGCAGCUCGCCGCCAUCUCGCGCGCGGGCGAGGCGCGCGUGCGCGCCCACUUUGCCGACACGAAGAUGGCCGAGACGCUGGAGGGGAUCGUGGGCGAGAUCGUCGCUGCGCGUGCGCGGCCGCGGCCGGCGCGGGCUUCGGCUUCGUUCCGCGGCGCGGGGGCUGCGCUGGGUGCGGUCGCGGUCGUGCUGGUUGCUGUGCUCGGCGUUGCGGUGCGGUGGCUGUCGUGGCCGCCCGUGGCGGCUUGA
Messenger RNA from Phaeoacremonium minimum UCRPA7, 1431 nucleotides. Its product is annotated as putative glycosyltransferase family 4 protein. The transcript has 3 exons. The record is from RefSeq and is a predicted model, not a curated record. Lineage: Eukaryota; Fungi; Ascomycota; Sordariomycetes; Togniniales; Togniniaceae. Bases 1 to 1431 code for a protein of 476 amino acids. Gene Ontology annotation, molecular function: GDP-Man:Man(1)GlcNAc(2)-PP-Dol alpha-1,3-mannosyltransferase activity; alpha-1,3-mannosyltransferase activity.